Molecule: messenger RNA, 2875 nt
Organism: Periconia digitata
Lineage: Eukaryota; Fungi; Ascomycota; Dothideomycetes; Pleosporales; Periconiaceae
Source: the annotation of a GenBank genome assembly
UUGUCCUCUUCCACUCUCUUUUACAAGCAGACUACAUUGUUUGCUGUCCAUUCUUUCCAACCUUCCCCUCGUUGGUCUAUAUUCCGCGACCUUCUUGAUAUCCUCGCCCGACCUCGUCUCGGCAAAAACACAAUGAAGCUGUCCGUUUGCGCCCUUGUGGCCGCGGCCGCUGUUUCUGUCGGCGCUGCCGUUGUCCAUCCUCUGGCAUCGAGGGUUGAUGAACUUCCCGCCUACACUCAGCCAAUGGCCCCGCCUGCGCCUCGUCCUGCUCAGCACCUUCGCCCACUCAAAGUGCGCCAGAGCACAAACACCACUUUGCCACCAUGUGCUCGCGUGUCCGAGGCCGUGUACAGCGAUCCGGAUGCGAGCUUCUUGACCGCCAAAAUCCCUGCCAAAUUGGCCUUUGAUUGCCUCCAGUCUAUUCCUGUCAAUGUUUCGUCUGCCAAGAGCUUGCUGGCCGAGAUGCCUCUCUAUCUCGAAUGGCAGAGCACACUCACUGUUCUCAAGAAUCCGCCAGCCGAGUACGCGGAAAAAGUGCAACCUCCAAUCGACAUCCUUGGCGGGUUGAAAGAUAUUGCCGCUCAACUUGACGCUGGCCAGUUCACUAGCGAAUAUGAUUUUGGCUGGUCUCUUUAUACCCUGAUCCAAUCUGCUCACGACGGACACUUAUCUUACGUUCCCGACUCGGUGGGUAGUAUCUUCUCUUUUGGACGUCCCGUUCCUCUGGUUUCCGUGUCCGAGGAUGGCGACAAGUUGCCAGCUGUUUUUGCAUUUGAAGAUGUAUUGGGUUUCCAAUUCAAGAAUAUCACCUACACGCCAUCGCCUGUAGUCGAGAUCGAUGGGAAGCCUGCCAUCGAGUUCCUCGAAGACUGGAGCCAGUGGGGAACUCUCCAAGACCGAGAUGCCCUGUACAACAACGUCUUCUACGAGUUGUCUCAGAUAAGUCUUGGUUCGGAAGGCAGCGGAUCCGGUUCGUUCACAGGUGGUGGUCGUGGUCGCUUUGUCUACCCUGGCGCUACAACGACGCUCAAGUUUGCCAAUGGCUCAAGUUACACCAUGGAAAACUAUGCCAGCGUGUGGCAAACCUUCCGCGGCAUUGCGACUGGUGAAGACCUGGCCAACAAAUUCUUUACUUACUCUGCUACUGCGGCUGCUUCGGCCCAGGCUGUCCACGCCGAAGCUGAUGAUGUUACUCCCGCCGCUCCAGGAUUCCCCAAGGCCGUCGUCCCUGGCCCUGGAGGCAUCAUCAAUGGAUUUUACAUUGACAGCCCUGGUCAUAAAGAUGUGGCUGUUCUUCAGGUGAUCAAUUUCGUUACUGUCGAUUCUUGGGAAGAGCCUUUCCAGCAGACAUCUCAAAAAUUCUUUGCAAAAGCGCUCGCCGAUGGCAAAACCAAAUUGAUCAUUGAUCUUCAAGCAAAUGGUGGCGGUACGAUUCUCCAAGGAUACGACCUCUUCAAGCAGCUUUUCCCUUCAAUUGAUCCCUACGGGGCCAACCGAUGGCGAUACACAGAGGGUGCCGAUCUCAUUGGCGAGUCAUUCAGCGCUUUCACUGCCGACAUUCCUCGCGUCGAUACUGUCAAUUAUACUCUAAUCAACAUUCAAAACUCUUGGUUCGAUCGGAAAACAGAUAUGACUGUUGAUGGAAAGCCUUUUGCUUCUUGGGAUCAGAAGAUUGGCCCUCACGAGGUCAAUGGCGACAAUUACACUACCCUAUCCCGCUGGAAUCUAUCCGACGUGAUGACCAAGUACUCUGGCGGCAUCAACAUCACUGGCUACGGGCCCCUUGCCAACGUCACUGGUGGUCCCCGGUUCAAGGCCGAGAAUAUUGUCAUGCUCACGGACGGAUAUUGCGCCUCGACCUGUACCAUAUUCACUGAGUUCAUGUCACAGCAGGCAGGUGUCAAAACCAUUGCAUUGGGUGGCCGCAGCAACCGGAACAAGAUCCAGGCCGUCGGUGGGGUGAAGGGCGUAAACAACCUUGGAUGGAGCUACAUUCAGAAUGCGGCGCGCAACGCCAUUUACCUCGCCACCGGUGCACUGAAGGAGAAGCUGAAUCAAUCGGUCUUAGCCACGGAAUAUACGAAGAAUCUGGUUUUCAGCCGCGCUGCUAACGGGGCUGCUGGUGUCAACGUCAGAGAUGGCAUUAGACAGAACGAUACCUCCGAAACCGCGUUGCAGUUCGUCUACGAGGAAGCCGAUUGCCGACUCUACUACACUCCUGAAAUGACGGUUGACGCGACUGCCAUCUGGAAGGCGGCCGCUGAUGCGCAAUGGAGCAAGAGCGGUAAAUGUGUAGGCGGACCAAAGCAGACCGACGAGAAGCGCGAUAACGAUGUUGUUGCGGCCACCUCGAAGCUGAGUUCGGGUCGUGUGAAAGCGGCCAACGCCGCUGCACUUCAGCAGUAUGAAGCGUUCCGCGACAGUUUCAACCUGGAGACCAUCUGCAACAAGGAGCGUGCCGGAUGGAUGAAGCCGUAAAGGUUGAGAAUUGAAGUGCGAGUGUUUUCCGAUGCGCCCCACUACGAUGGCGUUGGCUGGGGUUGAUAGAGACGGCGUAAUUGUAGCAAAGUUAAUGAUACCAUGACAACGAAAUUCUCUCUCGUGAAUUGUAGUGCGAUCAUGGUUUUGUGUUGUGAAGGUUGAUUGUAACUGAACAUCUAACACUGUUCUGCAGCGCCCAUCACUGCGAUCGCAGGUUGACCAUCUCCUCCUUUGUGGCAGUCAUUGCCGACUCCUCGUUCGGUGCCCCCUGUGUGUACUUGAUGCCACUCAACAUCCCUCAGUACUAGUGGAUAGAUGAUCUCCUCGAAUCUUUCAUCGCUUGAUCCUAGUCUCAAAUGCGUUCCCCAAUCUUGUCUCACAAAAGCUUCAGUCC